CACUAGCGUCAUCUGUGUCAUCUUUGCAUGGUCAACCAUUCAUAUAUCAUUUCUUUAGAAAAUGGCAACGUUCUUUUGGGCAUCACUUUCAAUUUUUUGAUGUUUUCAGAAGCCGAAAUUAUUUUUUCAUACGUGUGUGAUUUGUGAAUCGCUGUGUGGUGAACUGCAUAUCUCGAUAUUAUUCGAAGUCAUUAAGCAUGUUUAUUAAAUUCAUGGGUUAAACAUAUAUUAAAAAUGUUAAAAACAUUUCGUAUUCUGUUAUCACCUCAUCGGAAGGCUUAAGAAAUAACUAUUAAUACCGAGUGUUGGCGUAUUUUAGAAAUAUAUUCUUCAGGAUGACCUCAAUUAUCAAAUUACUUCCUUUGUCUGGAGUUUAUAGUGAAGAUCCACAUUGUUACUUGUUACAAGUGGACGAGUUCAAAUUUUUGCUUGAUUGUGGAUGGGAUGAAAAUUUUAAUAUGACUCAUAUUAAGGAAUUAAAAAAGCAUAUUCACCAAAUAGAUGCAGUGUUGUUAUCCUACCCAGAUAUUUUGCAUCUGGGUGCCCUACCUUAUGUUGUUGGAAAGUGUAAUUUGGAUUGUCCUAUUUAUGCUACUGUUCCUGUUUAUAAAAUGGGACAGAUGUUUAUGUAUGACUUAUUUCAGUCUCGUCAUAAUACUGAAGAGUUCACCCUUUUUACCCUGGAUGAUGUUGAUGCAGCUUUUGAUAAAAUAAUACAACUGAAAUAUAAUCAGUCUAUCAAUUUGAAAGGUAAGGGACAAGGCAUUGCGAUAACUCCUCUACCUGGUGGACACAUGAUAGGUGGUGCCAUCUGGCGAAUAGUCAAAGACGGUGAAGAAGACAUUGUAUAUGCUGUUGAUUUUAAUCACAAAAAAGAAAGGCAUCUGAAUGGCUGUGUGUUAGAAUCCAUCACUCGACCAUCUUUACUCAUUACAGAUUCUUACAACUCUACCUACAUUCAGCCACGGAGGAGGUUUAGAGAUGAACAACUCAUGACGAAUGUUCUCCAAACUUUAAGAAAUGAUGGUAAUGUUAUGAUAUCAGUAGAUACAGCUGGAAGAGUUCUGGAGUUAGCUCACAUGAUGGAUCAGUUGUGGAGAAGCCAAGAUUCUGGGUUGAUGGCAUACUCAUUAGCACUAUUAAAUAAUGUCAGCUACAAUGUUGUUGAAUUUGCAAAAUCUCAGGUUGAAUGGAUGAGUGAUAAAAUUUUACGUUCAUUUGAGGGUGGACAGAAAAGCAACCCUUUCCAGUUUAAACAUCUACAGCUAUGUCAUAGUCUUGGAGAGCUAAAUAAAGUACCUGAACCAAAGGUUGUUUUGGCAAGCAUGCCUGGAAUGGAAUGUGGUUUUUCUCGAGAAUUAUUUAUCCAGUGGUGUGGAAAUCCUAAAAAUAGUAUCAUUCUCACCUCCAGGAGUUUGCCAAAUACGUUGGCCAGGACUCUUAUUGACUUUCCAGAACAAAGAACCGUAGAACUCCAGAUUAGAAAACGAGUCCGCCUUGAAGGUUCUGAGUUAGAAGAAUAUUUAAAAAAAGAAAAGGAAAAGGAGUUAGAAGCCGCCAGACAGCGAAGUGAGAGAGAUGCCGAAUUUGGAGGUUCAGAUUCGAGCGAGGAAGACGAAGAUGAACUGGAGGUAGACAGAGGCGGUAGCGCCAGACACGACCUCAUGAUGAAAAUAGAAGGGAAGCAAAGGGGUGGAGGUUUUUUCAAACAAGCCAGAAAGUCUUAUCCCAUGUAUCCUCUGAAGGAAGAAAAAAUUAAAUGGGAUGACUAUGGAGAAAUUAUAAAACUUGAGGACUAUAUGAUUUUAGAACCGUCAAAUCUUGAAGAAGAAAACAAAGAAAAUAAAAUAGAAAAUGAUGACUUAGUACAAGAUAUUACAGAAGUCCCAACAAAGUGUGUUGCCCUAAUGCAGACACUGGAUAUAAAAUCUUCUGUACAGUAUAUAGAUUUUGAGGGUCGAUCAGACAGUGAGUCCAUUAAAAAAAUUCUCAGUAUGAUUAAACCUAGAAGGCUGAUAAUCGUCAGAGGGACUCCCGAGUCUACCGAAGCCUUGGUCAAUUAUUGCGUUUCCGGGGCUGUGCCCGGAAAAGUGUUCACGCCCCAUUUGCUAGAGAUUGUUGAUGCAACCACGGAAAGUCAUAUUUAUCAGGUCAAACUGAAAGAUUCUCUGGUUAGUUCGUUAGAUUUUGUUAAGUCCAAAGACGAUGUUGAACUUGCUUGGGUGGAUGGAGAAAUCAUAAUGGAGGAGGAGGCUGACAAAAUAGUUAUGAAUAACACUGAGAAUCCAGAAGAAGAUGAAGAAACAGAAGAUACAAAAAGAAGUGAAAGUGAAAUAGAAAAAAUACCAGUUCUGCAGCCUUUACCUACAAGUCAGAUAUCUGGUCACCCCACCCUAUUUGUCAAUGAAGUACUGCUUUCUGAUUUUAAGCAAGUUUUGAUGAGAAACGGUAUAAAUGCUGAGUUUGCUGGUGGAGUAUUGUACUGUAAUGAUGUUGUUGCUUUAAAAAGGAAUGAAUCUGGUCAUAUUGAUUUUGAGGGAGUCCUAACAGAAGAUUAUUUCAGAGUCCGAGAAUUAUUGUACGAACAGUACGCAAUUAUAUAGUGUAUAUUUUAGUGUGAUUUCCAUAUCAUCAUUUGUAAUUAGCAUCAUCAUCAUUAUGAUUUUAUUUCAGGAUGUAAAUAGAUCAACAAUCAUUCGUGUUCAAAACUGUAUCAUCAAAUUAAAUUAUUUUUUAUAGUUCUGUC
Messenger RNA from Parasteatoda tepidariorum (common house spider), 2746 nucleotides. It is a transcript of the gene Cpsf100, whose product is annotated as cleavage and polyadenylation specificity factor subunit 2. Gene Ontology annotation, molecular function: RNA binding. Gene Ontology annotation, cellular component: mRNA cleavage and polyadenylation specificity factor complex. The record is from RefSeq and is a predicted model, not a curated record. Gene Ontology annotation, biological process: mRNA 3'-end processing by stem-loop binding and cleavage. NCBI's taxonomy places the organism in Eukaryota, Metazoa, Arthropoda, Arachnida, Araneae, Theridiidae.